Molecule: messenger RNA, 546 nt
Organism: Macroventuria anomochaeta
Lineage: Eukaryota; Fungi; Ascomycota; Dothideomycetes; Pleosporales; Didymellaceae
Exons: 3
Coding region: 1-546 (181 amino acids)
Source: RefSeq, a predicted model, not a curated record
AUGUACCUCUUCCACCACACCUUCAUCGCCAAGCCAAUCGAGGAUCAAAUCUCGCUCGUCUCUGGCAAAAAAUUCCUCGACAGCUUCUUCGGCGCCAAGACCGGUGUCGCAGGACUGAUUCUAAUUGCACUCAUCACUAUCUACGGCCUCAACCUCAUCGCCUCGUGUGGAAGGGUUGAGACUACUGUUGAAGAGAUCGAGCAGGAGCAGGAGGAUAUCGAUAGCAAGUUUGAGAAGGUGGAGAGGCGGGCCCUGACCCCCAUCAAGGAUGACUCGGACGGAAAACCAGAGGACACCGAGGACUCGUAUAAGAGUUUCAGGAUGGGACUGACGUGUUUGUGGCUGCUGUCGAAUACUGUGCUGAUCAUUGGGGUGACUAGUGAUGACUUCAGUAUGGCGGGGUUGGGAAAUACCUCGACAACUCGUAUGCCCAUGUGCUUCAGGAUCUUGCAGUAUGCGACAGCUGUAGCCGCCUUGAUUCGCUUCUUCGGCUUCUUGUGGUUUUUAUGCGGGACUAGCAUCAGGUUUUGCCUUGCGAAGCGGUAA